AUGCCAGCCGUUGAUGCCACGUCAGCCUAUGGAGAGUUCCACGGAGACAAGCCUUUCCGUGAGGCAAUGGCUGCUUUCAUGACACGUGCUCUCAAUCUCUCCCACAAUCGCUCGUCCUCUUCCCACAAUCCGCACGAGCUAACCGAGAUCGAUCCUCACCGUCUGGUGAUCACGUCUGGAGUCACUGCAGCCGUUGGAUUGCUGGCCCAUGUGCUGGCCGACGCGGGCGAUUCGUUCAUCGUUCCAACUCCUUUCUAUCCGGGUUUCACAGUGGAUCUUGAGCGACAGGCUGGCGUGACCAUUAUCCCUGCUGCCACCUAUAGCGACACUGGAUUCGAUAUUAGCACAUCCUCCUUAGAAGUUGCUCUGAGGGAGUCUCAGGGGGAGGGAAGUGAUGAGCCAAGGCUGGAGGGAGGAGGGUGGGAGGAGGAUGAGAGGGCAGAGAGGAGAAAGGGGAGCGGAGUGAGGAAGGAGAAGGGAGGGAGGAAGGAGAGGAAGAGAGGGAAGGUUCGUGGUGUGCUGCUAUCAUCACCUUCCAACCCUCUGGGCCGUACCUUUUCUGAUGCUACUCUUCUCAGCGUACUGCAGUUUUGCAGGGAAAAACGCCUCCAUCUGAUAUCUGACGAGAUCUAUGCUGGAUCAGUCUAUAAUGGGGAUGGUUUCACAUCGCUUCUGCACCUUGCAGAGCCUCAGGAUUAUCCCUUUCUGCACGUCGUCUACGGACCUUCCAAGGGUUCCGCAUUGGUUCUUGCUACUCCCUCAACCCCACCGUCCAAUCAGCAGUCACCAAACUCGCCCGCUUCUGCUCCCCCUCUCGCCACACCCAAGCACUCCUUGCCCCUCUAUUGA
Messenger RNA from Closterium sp. NIES-65, 849 nucleotides. The record is from the annotation of a GenBank genome assembly. Lineage: Eukaryota; Viridiplantae; Streptophyta; Zygnematophyceae; Desmidiales; Closteriaceae.